AUGGCCCCAUCGCAUACCAAAGAGAUCAAAACAAUGAUCUACAACAAGGACGGGAACCUCGGCAUUGCCAUCGACGACUCGAUGAUGGUCACCAGCGUGGACAAGGAGUCGAUCGCCAACGGCAAAAUCGAAUUGGGCGACCGCAUUCUGACUCUGGAAGGGGAUUACAUCGGAUCGGUGGAGCAGUUCAACAAAAUCGUCAAGGAAAAGGCGGGAAACACCCUGAAAAUCAGUGUGAGUUGCGCUGCUAGGAUGUGUCGAUCUGGCAGGAAAAAAUUUGGCCAAAUUAGGACUUACCAUUUCCGAAAACUUCGAAAAAAUGGUCAAGGAGGAGCAAAAUUUUUGCGAAUGAUUUUUUUGCCAAUUUUCGGCUUGAAGGUACUGUUAAACCAGUGUAGAAUAGAAUAUAAGAUCUGCUAUAGCAUCAAAAAUAAAUUUGGUCCAUAUUAGGACAAGUAUUUUUUUUUUUUGGAAUUUUUAAAAAAUGCUCAGGGGGGACCAAGGCAAACUUUUUGACCUUUUCGCCCAAAAAUUUUGAUGAAUUCUGUAAAGCGCAAGCUAAAAAUCUGUCGUAUGUUAUAAAAAAGAGACAAAAAAAAGAAAGAAAGUCUAGUUCCAAAAAGAAAAAGUAAAAAAAUCUCAUCAAAUUUUUUAAAAAAUCCAAAUUUUUGAAACUUCAGUUCCUGCACAACAAAUACAUCUCCCGGCUUCUGAAGGACAACCAAAAUCCCUCCCCCGGCUACGAAAUCAAGGACGCCAUUUUGGUUUGGAACCAAGGUUCCGGCCAAAAGUUGGGCUUGAAUGUGAAAAACGACCUGAACGGGAACGUAAUCGUCAGCCGAGUUGAUCAGGAAUCGGUGGCUUCGAUGUUCCUGUGCGAAGGAGACAAGAUUUUGCAAGUUGACGGAUGGCCAGUCACUGAAAAGGAGCUUUGCAAGUAAGCAAAAAUCUAUCGUAUCCAAGGGUUACGGUAGCUUUUUUGGGAAAAUGCCCUGAGGCAAUUUUUGCAAAAUUUGGCAUAGUUGCUUUGCCUGGGCCAUAUUUUAUUUUCUGAAAUUUUUAGUGAAUUCUAUGCAGUCUGAGUUGAGAUAUUGAGCGAUCUUUUUUCGAGAGAGUACAUAAAAUGAGGAGAGACGGCCAGAGAAAAAACUUUUUUCAGCCAUUUCUUUACGAAUUUUUCUCGGAAAAAGUUGAUUUUUGCUGCUAAUUUUUUACUCAUUAGUGAAAACAAAACGUCAAGUUUUCAUUUUGAAAAUCGCAAAUUUUUUUUUGGAAAAAUUUUUGAUCACAGAAUCUUUGGUUUUUCUGCAAACGGCGAGCUAAAAAUCUCAAAUAUGCCAUGAAAAAUUCUAAUUUUGAAUCUUGAGAUCCCACUUUGAGUUUCAGACGUCUCAUGAUUAUCGGCUUCCGUCAGAACAACCGAGUCCAGCUGAAAGUCGAACGAGCCGUCGAUGACAAGACUAGAACGGAAGUUUCGAAGUGUUUGACUGCUGUUACGGAUCAAGAACCGUCGGUUCUGAUGAAUAGCGAUGUUUUGGAUAUUCUGAAGAGACAAAAAGAGAGGAUGAAGGAUACGAAUGUAGUCCCGGAGUCAAAAAAGAUUUUGAAAAGUAUGUUAGUGGGUCGCUGAAUAAUUGAAAACGUUCAAUUUUGUGGAAUUACAAUUUGGAAACCAAAAAAUCCAAAAAUUCUCGAUGGAACAGUGCAGAUUACGAAAAUUACAGAGAGGGACCUGAUCCAGUGGCCAAAAACGUACCUUUUGCAUCAGGGAAGUAUCAAAAAUGUGGCAAAAUACCUCCCUCUCCAAGUAAAAAACUCCGUUUUUAAAAGUGCCCCCACUUUUUUUGUGAGGGAACCCUUCAAAACGGAGUUUUUUAGUUUUUUUAGUAGGAGAGGGAGGCAUUUUGCUACAUUUUUGAUAGCUCCCGGAUAAAAAAUGGUAUGUUUUUUGCCACUGGAUCAGGUCCGUCACUGUAAUUUUCGUAAGCUGUGCAAAUAAAAAUUAUUUUGUAAUUUUUCUCCCGCACAGUGCAAGAUCAAGUCAAAGCAAGCCCACUGCACCGUGCGAAGAUUUGGUAGCCCAAUUUCAUUUCAAAAUUUUUUAAAAUUUUGGAAAUUUUGUAAAAUUUUGGAAAUUUCAGAGGGUUCGGAGUGCAAGAAAAAGGCCAAGCCGGAUGGCCCGAGGGCGGAAGUGAAGAUGUCGGAACCCGAGAAUCCACUGGUCAAUAUCAUCGGCAAGGAUCACAGUGCCAUCAUCAACCAGAAGCCUCGAGGCGAACAAAAUUAA
Messenger RNA from Bursaphelenchus xylophilus (pine wood nematode), 2287 nucleotides. The record is from the annotation of a GenBank genome assembly. Lineage: Eukaryota; Metazoa; Nematoda; Chromadorea; Rhabditida; Aphelenchoididae.